AUGGCCAAACCACACGCUCUCUUCCUGUUUCUGCUGCUGCUUCUUGUCAAUGCAUGUCGUCCCUCACGCCAACAAAAUCAAAACAAAAUAAGCAGCACUGAUCUUGCAGCUCUAGCAGCCAUAAAAGACAGCCUUACGGACAUUCCAGGCUCAAACUUCUUCUCCACCUGGGACUUCACUUCACCAGAUCCCUGCUCAACCUUCUCUGGCAUUACUUGCUCUCUCAACCGAGUCAACAUUCUCACACUCGGCACUGGCCUCUCUAACUCACCUGGACUGGCUGGCUUCCUCUCUCCUUCCCUCUCCAACCUCACCGAAUUAACCCAAAUCGUCCUCUACCCCGGCCUCGUCACCGGCUCUAUCCCUCCUCAACUGGGUCAACUUAGCAACCUCCGAGUCAUCUCCUUAACCAACAAUCGCUUAAAAGGUUCCAUUCCCAGUUCAUUAUCCUCACUCCCCAACUUGCACACUCUCGAUCUGAGUUACAACCAGCUCACCGGGUCAAUCCCGGCGGGUCUCUUCACCGAGUUAGCCCAGUUGAAAGUCAUGAUUCUAGCUUCAAACCAAUUAUCCGGCGAGUUACCAAGAAUGGUGUCAGCGGAUAUUCUGCAUUUAGAUUUGAAAGACAACAGAUUAACAGGGACAUUGCCGUUAAGGCUGCCGUCAACGAUCCGUUACUUGUCAGCAUCGAAGAAUAUGAUGGGGGGCCCACUCAACGGGCUACAAUCGUUAUCGGAGUUAGUGUUUCUCGACUUAAGCAUGAACCAAUUCAGUGGGCCCAUUCCUGCCUCUCUCUUGAGGCCCACUCUCUCUUCUUUGUUUUUGCAACGGAACAAUUUAUCGGGUGGGGUCCCAUCACCAUCAACAUCAUCAACAUUAAUGUACGGUGAGGGCUCAAUCGUGGACUUGAGCCACAAUUUCCUAACUGGUGAAUUAUCCCCGGUUUUGGCAGCGGUGGAGACGUUGUUCUUGAAUAACAACCAUCUGACGGGGAGGGUUCCUGAGGAGUACGUGAAGAGUGUGUAUGGAGGCAGCACGAAAACACUGUACUUGCAACAUAAUUAUAUAACAUGGUUUCCGUUGGAGUCAGGGUUGGCAUUGCCUGAUACGUUGUCGUUAUGCUUGACGUAUAAUUGCAUGGUUCCAACAUCAGUGGGGUUGAUGGGAUGUCCCGUCAGUGCCGGUGGGCAGCAAGCGAGGCCAGAGUCACAAUGUGUGGUGUUCAACCAUGGAAGAAGAUCUAUACCUUAA
Dovyalis caffra is the source of this 1251-nucleotide messenger RNA. The record is from the annotation of a GenBank genome assembly. Lineage: Eukaryota; Viridiplantae; Streptophyta; Magnoliopsida; Malpighiales; Salicaceae.